AUGAGCACGCCUCCAGACCAGGCCCGAGAUGCAGAGAAGAGGCAUGCCACACAGAUGACGGACACGCCAGUUCGGUCAGGCUCUGAUCUGGAGAAGAGCGGGAGCUCCCCGUCCGUGCUCCAACCGUCGUCGUCGGAUGACAACCGAUCCAGAGUGGCACAGGACAAGGACACGGGCCGGGACCCGGAUGCCGGAGACGGGCCCGAUGUCAAUGCCGACGCCGUCACUAUCGUGGGCCAGGCUCUCAGCCGGGCGACGUCGAGGUCGAGCAUUACGCCAGCGCCGCCUCCCGACGGAGGCGUGACCGCCUGGAUGGCUAUUAACUCCUUCGGCGUCUUCCAAUCCUACUACACGACCCUCCUUUUCCGCCCGCCGUCCGACAUCGCCUGGAUCGGCUCCUUCGAGGUCUUCCUCCUCUUCUUCAUCAGCACCUUUAGUGGCCGCCUCACCGACGCCGGCUAUUUCCGAACGCUCUUUGCCGCCGGCUUCCUCCUCGUCUCCCUCGGCAUGCUCGCCACCUCCUUCUGCACCCAGUACUGGCAGUUCUUCCUCGCCCAGGGCAUCUGCCUGGGCAUCGGCAACGGGUGCCUGUUCUGCCCGGCGCUGUCGACGGCGUCGACCUACUUCGACAAGAGGAGGGGCCUGGCGCUGGGCUUCGUAUCGAUCGGCAGCUCGACGGGCGGCUUGAUCUACCCAACCAUGGUGAGGCAGCUGCUGCCGUCCAUUGGGUUCGGGUGGACGAUCCGCGCCAUCGCGUUUGUGCAGAUGGGCACGUUGAUGAUUGCUUUCGUGUUCCUGCGGCCGAGGGUGAAGCCGAGGAAGGCCGGGAGCAUCGUUGAGUGGGCGGCGUUCAAAGAAUUGGAGUACACGUUCUACGCCAUCGGAUCUCUCUUGAAUUACCUCGGCGUCUUUUUCGCCUUUUACUACCUUGCCUCCUACACCCGCGACAUUAUCGGGUUGAGCUACAACCCCUCUCUCAACCUCUUGCUCGUCCUCAACGGCGUGGGCGUGCCAGGCCGCAUCUUACCUGGCUACAUCGCCGACCGCGUCGGCUCUAUCAACACUCUUAUUCCCAUGUCUUUCAUCUCCGGCCUACUCAUGUACUGCUGGGUCGCCGUCUCCUCCACGUCGGGCCUCUACACGUGGACGCCCUUCUAUGGCCUCGCCGCCAGCGCCAUCCAAAGCCUGUUCCCCUCCGCCCUGAGCCAGCUAACGAGCGACCCGCGAAAGCAGGGCACGAGGAUGGGUAUGACAUUUACCAUUGUCAGCUUUGCCGUGCUGACGGGUCCGCCGAUUGCCGGUGCCAUCAUUUCGGCCGAAGGCGGCAGGUAUGUCGGAGCGCAGGUCUACGCGGGGACGUGCUUGCUUGCCGGCAUGUGUUUCUGGAUUGCCGCAAGGGUGGUGAAGACGAGAAAGGCCGGUGGGGGGCUCUGGUUCAAAACGUGA
This is a messenger RNA of Colletotrichum higginsianum IMI 349063, 1446 nucleotides long. Its product is annotated as Major facilitator superfamily transporter. The record is from RefSeq and is a predicted model, not a curated record. Gene Ontology annotation, biological process: transmembrane transport. The transcript is spliced from 3 exons. NCBI's taxonomy places the organism in Eukaryota, Fungi, Ascomycota, Sordariomycetes, Glomerellales, Glomerellaceae. Gene Ontology annotation, cellular component: fungal-type vacuole membrane. Bases 1 to 1446 code for a protein of 481 amino acids. Gene Ontology annotation, molecular function: transmembrane transporter activity.